Messenger RNA from Siniperca chuatsi (mandarin fish), 2416 nucleotides. RefSeq names its product cilia- and flagella-associated protein 251-like. Gene Ontology annotation, molecular function: actin filament binding. Lineage: Eukaryota; Metazoa; Chordata; Actinopteri; Centrarchiformes; Sinipercidae. The record is from RefSeq and is a predicted model, not a curated record. The transcript is spliced from 2 exons. Gene Ontology annotation, biological process: regulation of cell shape; actin filament organization. Bases 52 to 1113 code for a protein of 353 amino acids.
GAAGAGAAAGAAUAUCAAGAACAACAACAGGUUGAUGGAGAAGAAGAAAAGAUGGAGGAAGGAGGAGAAAAGGAAGCAGAGAAAGAAGAACAACAACAACAGGUUGAUGGAGAAGAAGAAAAGAUGGAGGAAGGAGGAGAAAAGGAAGCAGAGAAAGAAGAUCAAGAACAUCAACAGACUGACAGAGAAGAAGAAGAAGAAGAAGAGAUGGAGGAAAAAGAAGAUAAGGAGGUGAAGAAACAAGAACAACAGGUUGAUGGAAAAGAAGAAGAAACUGAGGCCUUGGUUGACGGAGAAGAAAAUGCAGGAGAAGAAAGUAAAGAGCGGGAAGAGGAACCACAUGACGAACCACCAAACCAGCUCGAUCAGUCAGGUUCCCAAAAAUCAUCACCUUCAUCACCUCUACAAGACUCUGAAGUUGCUGAAACGCUGAGUCAUGGUGGUGCAGAAACAGGAAAUGAAGCUCCCAGGGUCCUCACAGAUGAAGAGAAAGGCUCAGGCGCUGCCAGAAACCACAACGGGGACAUUUAUCCCACAUCACCGAGCAACGACAAUGAGAUGGAGCGAGCUUCAACCCCGGCUGCUUCUCUGACCGACACAAAUCUACCUUCUGCUCGUCUGAACCUGAGAGAUCCCACAGAGGAGGUGGAAAUACAGAGUUUGGAGGAACACGAGCGAUUUGAAACACCGACACCAUUUCCUGCUCCAGGACAUCGAAGUGAAACAGCAGAAUCAGCAGCUGACGACGACGGCCGAGAUAUUACACCUGAACUACAGACAGAUCUACAGGCCUCAGGUUGCAGGUUGGAGGAGAAAGUGACGUUAAUGGAUGCAGCUGCCCAGUCGUCGUUAAGGGCCGAACAAGGAGGCAAAGAGCUCAGUCCGACCUCAUCCAGCACAGGAAACCCUGUGACGGAAGUGAAGGAGGACAAAGUAGACAGAGAGGAAGGAGGUGAAAACUCUCACAAGAUGAACGGCGAGGCGGACGAAGCAGACGACAACAAGAACGGCAGCUGCCAAUCAUCAAAGUACAAAACUGUGUCCUACAGGAGGAUCCGGAGAGGAAACACCAGACAGAGGAUUGAUGAGUUUGAGUCCUUGAUGAACUUGUGAUCAAGCCCUAAAUGUUGUCAGAGGGUUUGGUUCUCUUGAUCGAAUAGCUUUUUUGUGAUCCCUUGCUUGCAGAUGAUGACCUCUAGUGGUAACAUAUAGAGAAAGGUAGUGGACCCAGGACAGAGCCUUGUGGUACGCCAUAUUGAAUGUCGGUUCUUUGUGAUGAGAAGCUUUUAAUUGAGACAAAAAAGGGAUAGCUAGGAUUUUUUCCAAUUUUGUUCAUGAAAGGUGUUAGAUAAAUAAAGUUUAAUUGUUUAUUUAGAUAGCACCAAAAGGUCACAAGUUUGAGGUCUCAAUUAAUAACAGCGAUGUGUGUUGUGAACUUAAAAUCACUUUUCUUCACUGUUUUUGUAGCUGUAGCUUGUUCACGCCUCACAUCCUCUCCCCAACUGCAAAUAAAUCUUACCAUUCACAACCUAAUGUGGAGGUUCCUGAGCUUGUAGGUGCUUAUUAUAAAGCCAUGUCUGUCUGGUUCUUCUGGUGACUCCCCUACCUACUGCCCUCUGUUCAUCGUUCCCAGUCCAGUGCGAUAGUAUUUUUAUGAUGGAAUAGUACUUCAUUUGUGGUAAUUUAAUUAAACACAACUAUAUUAGGAAUGUGCAUCCUGUGAGCACAAUAUAAACUUAAAUAAUAGAGCUUUUAAAACAUAAUUUUGAGAUUUAUUUAUCUUAUUUUAUUUAGAUUUUGUACAAUGCGAAUGGUUGUCAGAGAUUGGAUAUCAGCUAGAUGAGAACUAUGCUGAAAUCCAUCCGCUGAUGAAGGCCACAAGAUGCAACUAAAAGCUAAGCAAAAUUUCCAGUAAGUGGACCUUGUGAAGCUCCUGUUUCCAAGGACAAUAUUGAAUCUUUAAGCUCAAAUUUGAGGCUGACAGGCCACAAUAGAAAUGUUACUUGUUUCCCCAUUGAAAUUUAAAACUGAAAAAUGUUGUACUUUAUUUAAAAUGUAAUACUUUAUUCUUUCACUGGUGGUAUUUUCAUUAACAGAGACAUUGAACCAGACCCAUCUGAUGAUACGUAGAUGUCAGGAGUCUGAACAUGUAGAAAAAUCAUAACACUGACAGAACAUAAUGGUAUUAUUAAACUGAAAGAACAAACAAGAUAUUUUAAAUAUCAUAACGUCAUAUAUCUAUAAAGUCCUAGAAAAUAAACACAGUGAUAUUCUAAUAUAUGUUUUGGAAGAAAUUGAUAUAACUGAAUGUUUAGUUGACUAAUAUGUUAAUGUAAAGUUCACAGUCUGAUCAUCACUAUUGUAUUAUAUUUAUUAUUGAAUUUAAUGAUAUUAAACACGCUUACAAAGCAUCAUA